Molecule: messenger RNA, 1190 nt
Organism: Schistosoma turkestanicum
Lineage: Eukaryota; Metazoa; Platyhelminthes; Trematoda; Strigeidida; Schistosomatidae
Source: the annotation of a GenBank genome assembly
GAAACUAUAAGUUGAAGUAAGAACUGACCUUUGUAGAGCGGGCUUGUGAAUUCUUAGCCUCAUCAUGAGUUCUCUGGUCCUCGAUAGGAAGUCCGGGGGGUUUUCGUUUGACAACUGUUACAGAAAUAAAGCCAUCGAACAAAAAGGCUUUACAGUGCCAAAAGCCAUAAAAACUGGGACAACAAUAUGUGGAGUUGUUUUCAAGAAUGGAGUAGUUCUGGGUGCAGAUACACGAGCAACAGAAGGUAGUAUAGUUGCUGAAAAAAAUUGUUCUAAAAUUCACCGCAUUGCAGAAAACAUAUAUUGCUGUGGAGCUGGGACUGCAGCCGACACUCAGAUGGUCACACUCAUGAUUUCUUCCCAAGUUGAACUCCACCGUUUGAAUACAGGGAGGACUCCAAGAGUCAUAGCUCCACUUCGUCUCCUUAAGCGCUAUCUUUAUCAGUACCAAGGUUAUGUUGGUGCUGCUCUCGUAUUAGGUGGAGUGGACUCUACAGGCCCUCACUUAUACAGUAUUGCACCACAUGGUUCAACGGAUAAAUUACCAUACAUCACAAUGGGAAGUGGUAGUCUUGCAUGCAUGUCUGUACUGGAAUCAAGGUUUAAAUUUGAUAUGGAAUUUAUGCUGACGUUUUCCAUUUUCAGAGCUCCAUUUUGAGUGCAAUACACUUUAAUAGUCCAAGUGGAACGGUGGUUGAUGUACUCGACUUACGAUUAUCAGUCCACAUUCCGAAUGUAUUUAUACUCAGAUUAUGGCUAGCCCAACUCAGUAUCCGGGUGAAGGUAUCUGCACUCAACUUUUGGUCAGAUUAAAACCUGAUUACUAUCUGGCUAAUGAAACCAAAGUCGAUGAGAUAACAGUCUUAUCUGGAAGUAAAUGCCUUUAAACCUAGUGCUUGAAUCUAUGAGUCAGUAUGUCUAUUGUAUGACCUGAGAAAUAGCUAAUACUCCGGCAACCAAGCCUAAAAACUUCCUAAUCAUACCAUUUUGAGAUACAUGUCAAGUAAUCAGAUUUAGAUUGCUAUUCUAGCUUUCUCUAAGAUGAGGAUCAAAAGAGGAAUUAAAUUCGUUUAUGAACACAAUGUCAAGAUAUGCAAAUAGAUUUAAGAAAAUUUCUUGACGCAUACCAGCUAUUUUUCGUUGUUUAGAUCAGUCCGUAACUUGUCGAUCCGUUUUUAUCGUAUUUCGAC